Molecule: messenger RNA, 3059 nt
Organism: Nymphaea colorata (pocket water lily)
Lineage: Eukaryota; Viridiplantae; Streptophyta; Magnoliopsida; Nymphaeales; Nymphaeaceae
Product: probable auxin efflux carrier component 1c
Exons: 6
Coding region: 863-2728 (621 amino acids)
Biological process (GO): auxin polar transport; auxin export across the plasma membrane
Cellular component (GO): endoplasmic reticulum; plasma membrane
Molecular function (GO): auxin efflux transmembrane transporter activity
Source: RefSeq, a predicted model, not a curated record
CCAGGAAGAAUAAAAAUGCGGCAUGGGGGACAGGCAGAGCCUCAUAAGGACUCAAAGCAGCUGCGGUCUGCCGUCGACCUGCUCACAGCCUCGAGCCUCAUCAUUUUCAACACCACGCAGCUUCCCACUUUACUCCAAAAUCCAACUCCCUUUCUCUUUUUCUUUCUGUAAAGAAAUUCACCCCCAACGGGAAACAGAGGCCAGAAAGAAUCUCCGGUUGCUUUGCUGUUGGGAGCUUUUCCCAAAUUGGCCUUCAAAAAGACAUUCAUUACUUUGGAUUCUCGUAAUUCGAGAGAGUUUCUGCUGUAUAUAAGUCUCGAGAACCAACCCAAUCCAAUCCAAUUCAUCCCCAUCUCUCUCCUUGGGCGUUCAAUCUUCGAGACUUGUUUCUUUUUCUUUCUUUCUCGCUCGCGUCUUCUUUCGUUUUGGCUUUCUUCCUGCUCUCUUGUCCCUCUCCCCACAUCUGCUAAAAGCAAAGCAAAGGUGAGAGGUAAAGAAGGGGGACCAACUCAAAAGUCUAGCUUUUUAGAAACCCAUUUUUUUUUUUUGCCUUGUGAACAAGCGAUUUGAGAUGAAAAACAGUGCCAUCGUGUGGUCUCCUUGUCAGCGUUGGAGACCGAGAUCUUUCGCUCCUCUCAAUACCUGCCUGCCUUCUUCUUCUUGUUCCUCCUCCGCCUUUCACUAAACCAGAGACCUGCCUUCAUUAGCAGCAACGUGUCUGAGAAAUCAUAAGUCCUGAACGCCUCCUGCUCUUCCUCCUGUUAUUUGGUGGUAUUGCUCUUUUGUAGUUCCCAUCCGUCUUUGUCUUCGAAUUUAAUUGGCAUAGCAGUGGUGAGGAAGCACAUGCUCGUUUGCCGCCACCAUGAUCACCGCAGCAGACUUCUACCACGUGAUGACCGCGAUGGUGCCGCUUUACGUGGCCAUGAUACUCGCCUACGGCUCCGUGAAAUGGUGGAAGAUCUUCACCCCCGACCAGUGCUCCGGGAUCAACCGCUUCGUGGCCCUCUUCGCCGUGCCGCUCCUCUCCUUUCAUUUCAUCUCCACCAAUGACCCCUACACAAUGAACCUCCGCUUCAUCAUCGCGGACACGCUGCAGAAGCUCAUCGUGCUUGGGCUGCUGGCCGUUUGGGCCAACGUUAGCCGGAGGGGAUGCUUGGAAUGGACCAUCACCCUCUUCUCCCUCUCGACGCUCCCCAACACCCUAGUGAUGGGCAUUCCUUUGCUGAAGGGCAUGUACGGCGAGUUCUCGGGCUCGCUCAUGGUUCAGAUCGUCGUCCUGCAAUGCAUCAUCUGGUACACCCUGAUGCUCUUCAUGUUCGAGUACAGAGGCGCGCGGAUGCUGAUCACGGAACAAUUUCCGGGCACCGCCGGCUCCAUCGUGUCGUUCAAGGUGGACUCCGACGUCAUGUCGCUGGACGGGCGGGAGCCGCUCCAGACGGAGGCGGAGGUCGGGGAGGACGGGAAGCUGCACGUCACGGUGCGCAAGUCGACGUCGUCGAGAUCGGAAAUCUUCUCGCGGCAUCAGGGCCUUACUCCUCGUCCUUCGAACCUCACCAACGCGGAGAUCUACUCGCUGCAAUCCUCGCGCAACCCGACGCCGAGGGGCUCCAGCUUCAACCAUACUGAUUUCUAUUCCAUGGUCACCGGCGCCAGCGGCCGCAGCCCGCGCCACUCGAGCUUCGGCCCCGGCGACGGCUUCCCCAAGGGGCAGACUCCUCGGCCUUCUAACUACGACGAAGAUUCUCACCAUUACCAUCACCAUCCUGGUUCUCUUCCUCCCCCGCCUUCUAGGGGGCGGUUUGCUACUGGUGCCGUGCAGUAUCCGGCCCCGAACACCGGGAUGUUUUCCCCCAAACCGCAGCAGCCUUCAGGACCUCCGGCGGUACUGUUAGGGAAGGCCAACAGUGGGGCGUUUCAGACGACGCAGAGCGACGAGCCUGGCAAGGACCUCCAUAUGUUCGUGUGGAGCUCGAGCGCUUCACCGGUAUCCGAGGCGGGGCUUCAUCAUGUCUUUGGCGGUCAAUCAGAGUAUGGGAACGAUCAGAAUGUGAAGGAGGUGAAGAUGAACAGUGCUGCGGCCAAAGGGGAGAUGAAUUGGGAGGAUUACCAGAGAGAGGGGUUUACCUUCGGGAACGCUGGGGUGCUGCAAGGGGACGAGAGGGAGGGGCAGUGCGUGAAGGUGGAGAUGGAGUCCGAUGCCAGAGAGGGCAAGCCCACUUCCAUGCCUCCGGCCAGCGUGAUGACGAGGCUCAUCCUCAUCAUGGUGUGGAGGAAGCUUAUCAGGAACCCCAACACUUACUCGAGUCUCGUCGGCCUUACUUGGUCCCUCGUUUCGUUCAAGUGGAAUGUGGCCAUGCCAGCCAUCAUUGCGAAGUCCAUCUCUAUCCUUUCAGAUGCUGGUCUUGGAAUGGCUAUGUUUAGCUUGGGGCUGUUCAUGGCAUUGCAACCGAGGAUCAUAGCGUGCGGAAACACAAUCGCGGCCUUUUCCAUGGCCGUGAGAUUCCUUGCGGGUCCGGCCGUGAUGGCUGCUGCUUCCAUUGCUGUUGGAUUGCGUGGUGUCCUCCUUCACGUCGCCAUUGUGCAGGCAGCACUGCCGCAGGGCAUUGUCCCCUUCGUCUUCGCCAAGGAGUACAACGUACAUCCUGAUAUACUCAGCACUGGAGUGAUUUUUGGAAUGCUGAUAGCUCUGCCCAUCACGCUCGUGUACUACAUUCUAAUGGGCCUAUAAGUAGAGACUCUUGCAAGUAAUGAGAUUUCAGUUCUCCCCCGUUUCUGCGUACUGCUCGAAGACCAUUCACCAAACGAACACUUGUUCUCGUGACAAACAGUGGCAGAAGCAGGGAGAUAGAGGGAACAAUCUUUUCUUUCUGAGCAUUUUUCGUUGUUAUUUGGUUGGGGGGGGGGGAGGGGAAUGAACGAUGGGUGUCCUGCUGACCAGUGUACUUGAACGAAAGAACUUCUUGUGAUUGAUGUGGAAGUUCUCUUAGCUUAAGAAUCAUGUCUGUAAAUCAAACAACCGUUCUUUUUAUAAAUUCAGCAGCAAGUCAAUUCCUAGAAUA